UGCGUAUAGAACAGUACAACGCAGUGACUGAGAGCUUUCUUUUCAUUAGCUGUGGAUACAUACUUUGAUGUAUUAAUAUCAACAUCUGCAUCUAAGGCACAUUAUCGAACAAAGGUGCAGAGACAGGUGGUUUGAGGCAGUCACAGGAAAUUGACCUUCACCAUCUCAUAAUGCAUAUGAACAGCCUGUUGAACCGAUGGAAUGAGAUCUCCAACAUGUGUGAGGUGGAUGUUGCUCCAGAUCCGGGCAGCCCUACGUUGCUCAGCGAGUCCACAGACACGUACUGCCAGACCGACUGCUGGCACCGACUCCGCACCACUGUCCGAAAGCUGGAGUUCUGGGAAGACUUCAGCGCUGAGCUUAUUGGAACUGGAUUCUUCUCCAAGGUCUACAAGGUGAUGCACAGCACUACAAAGAAGGUGAUGGUGGUGAAGAUUUAUAAAAAUGAUGUGGAUCAGGACAGCAUCGUGCGGGAGAUCAGCCUACUUCAGAAACUCUCCCACCCGAACAUAGUGAGGUACCUGGGGAUCUGUGUCAAAGAGAACAAGCUGUACCCAAUUCUUGAGUAUGUUAGCGGAGGCUGUCUGGAGGAGCUGCUGGCCAGAGAUGACGUCAAUCUCUGCUGGAGAGAGAAAAUCGAAUUGGCCUGCGAUAUCAGCCGAGGAAUGACCUAUCUCCACUACAAAAACAUCUACCACAGAGACCUCAACUCCAAGAACUGUCUAAUCCGCGUGACCUCGCGAGGCAGGGAAGCAGUGGUGACUGACUUUGGUCUGGCUAGGGAGGUGGGGGAGCUGCCCGCAAACGACCCCGAUAGGAAGAUGUCUCUUGUGGGGUCGGCGUUCUGGAUGGCCCCCGAGAUGCUCAGAGGAGAGCCAUAUGACCGCAAGGUUGAUGUCUUCUCCUUUGGGAUCAUGUUGUGUGAGAUCUUGGCAAGAAUCCCUGCCGAUCCAGAGGUUCUGCCCAGAACGCAGGAUUAUGGGCUGGAUGUGGAAGCAUUCAGAGAGCUGGUGGAGGGCUGCCCAGAGUGCAUUUUGGAGCUGUCUGCCAACUGUUGCCAGAUGGAUGCAUUCCGGAGACCUUCUUUCUCUGAGCUGCUGGAUGAGCUGGAAGACAUCACUGAGACCCUAAAGCCACCAGACAACAUCCUGACUACAGGAUGAUCUCCAGAAAUCCCUUCCAACAAACCCCUGGACUUUGCUGCAUGAGAGUCUAAAGUCAUAGACCAUGACUAGCACUCUAUUCCCUCAAGAGAAGAAUAUUUGAGGGAAAUGUCUGGUAAUAGAGGGCAAAACCACUCAGCCGAAUCUACUCAAUUCUACUCAAUAACCAGUUCUGGACACCCUCCUGGUAGUUUGAGACUCUGAGAGAGUGCAUUUGAAACUGAAAUGUACCUUUUGUCUUUAAAAUCUUUUUUGCAUAUAGAAAAAAGUAACAUUAUUCUUUAGGGACCAGAUCAACUUUUGAUUUCAUUGAAAGACCAAAUAUUAGUCAGGGCUUGGAAUAACUUUUCUCAGGUCACAGAUCAAGGUUCUAACAUACGUGAAUAUUCUGAUAUGUAUAUAUUAAUUGGGUCCUGUACUUCGUCUUUGUACAUACUGUAUGUUUUUAAAAGCCUUUAAAGUCUCAGAUCAUUCGGAUCUAGUUUACACUAGUGUUUCUAAACCAGAAUCUAUUUUGUUUACUGAACUGAAUCAAGCUGUUUAUACUCCUGACUCUAUUUGUGUAUAUGAUGUCUGGUUACAUUCAUAUAUGGGUUCAAUUAUCUUUCUAGUUUAUUAGUUACAACAAUA
Molecule: messenger RNA, 1793 nt
Organism: Xyrauchen texanus (razorback sucker)
Lineage: Eukaryota; Metazoa; Chordata; Actinopteri; Cypriniformes; Catostomidae
Product: dual specificity testis-specific protein kinase 2-like
Exons: 10
Coding region: 171-1163 (330 amino acids)
Biological process (GO): actin cytoskeleton organization; protein phosphorylation
Cellular component (GO): nucleus; cytoplasm
Molecular function (GO): protein serine/threonine kinase activity; ATP binding
Source: RefSeq, a predicted model, not a curated record